CUCUAUUAUUUCCUUGCAUUCAUCAAAGCCAUGAAAUCAUUCAACAAAUUUGAAGUUGUAAUGCUCUUUGUUCUUGCUCUUCUGCUUGGGAUCACACCCUUGUUACCUUCUUCUCUGAGGCCAACCUUCCUUUACUUCAUCUUCAACGUUCUCAUCGUUGCACUAGGAGCAGAAGCUGGUCUUCUCUCAGUUUUUUCCAACCCUUUAGAAGACACAAAGCAACAUCUUUCUGUCACCCAGAAACCUGUAACUCCCCCAGAAGUGUAUGAACCUCAAGAGGAAAAGGAAGAAGCAUUCAUCAUAACAGGUGGAAGUGGUGCCUCAGACCACAGUGAAAGGAAGGCUGAGGUUGUUGAAGUGCUUGCUUCUGAUGAGAAGAUUGUUGCUGUCAGUGAAGUGGAUGAGGUGAAAAACCCUAGUUCAAUGCCAAAUCUUUUGAUCAUUGGAGGUGGAGAAAAUGAACAGAUUGAAAUAGCUAAUGAGCAAGAGUUGUUUGACAAAGCUGAGGCCUUCAUUGGGAACUUCUACAAACAGUUAAAGAUGCUGAAAGAGAUCUAUCAGGAAGCCUUUUAGGAUUAAUGCAUCACUUUUUUUUUCUUUGUUUUCAAGAAUAAAUCAUUUCUAAGUUGCUAAAUUGUAUAAACAGUGGUUCUGCUUCUGCUUCUGUGAUAUUUUUCUGUCAUGGUUUGUACAUAUUUUAGGCUAGAAU
Molecule: messenger RNA, 709 nt
Organism: Vigna umbellata (rice bean)
Lineage: Eukaryota; Viridiplantae; Streptophyta; Magnoliopsida; Fabales; Fabaceae
Source: RefSeq, a predicted model, not a curated record